This is a messenger RNA of Toxorhynchites rutilus septentrionalis, 2579 nucleotides long. RefSeq names its product T-box protein H15-like. Gene Ontology annotation, biological process: positive regulation of DNA-templated transcription; regulation of transcription by RNA polymerase II; heart development. Gene Ontology annotation, molecular function: DNA-binding transcription factor activity, RNA polymerase II-specific; RNA polymerase II cis-regulatory region sequence-specific DNA binding. Gene Ontology annotation, cellular component: nucleus. Lineage: Eukaryota; Metazoa; Arthropoda; Insecta; Diptera; Culicidae. The transcript has 6 exons. The record is from RefSeq and is a predicted model, not a curated record. Bases 793 to 2364 code for a protein of 523 amino acids.
CCAAACGUGAUUUUGCCCUUGCAGGACUGUAGCUUAGUUCGCACUGGUACGCCUCAAGGCUCGCACUCACGUUGACGGGUUACGGGUUGAGGCUCAAGCUCAAAACAGAGGGUUUCGCCGCGUGGACUCGCGAGCGAGAUUUCGCGGAUGUUGUUUCUUUUUUGUUGUUGCUGUGGCCACUGUUGUUGUUGUUGUCGUUGAUGUCGUGGUUGUCUUCGCGCCCAUCUGUGGUUGCCUUUUUUUUCUUCCUCACAGCGCUGUGAGAUUCUUUGCUGUUUUUUGUUCACCAAUCGAGCGCGGCCAUAUGCAUUCCGGUGCAGUUCGAUCCCGGUGCUACUGGUGCACGUAAGCGCUUCGGAAUAAACGUUCGCCGUUGUUUUGCGCUAGCUAUUCGUUUUGUCCUUUCGAGUGAAGACCGUGAGAAAAUUGAUUUUUUGUCGUUCGGUUAGGUGGCGAACUGCCGCUACCAAGAUUCACUAUCGCGCGCGUUAGAAUCUGGGAUUGUUUUUAGUCACCGAAUCGGAUAAGUGAAGACACAUUAUGAGUUGGGUGACGAUUUCGUACAGUUGAAGAGCAAAAACAAAAACCAACCCAACCGAAACCCCAAGUUGACAGCGCUGACAGAAACAGCCGUCACGGAGAAACACAGAAACAGUUUCCAAAAUUGAUACUUCAAACCCCCUUCGUCUGGGCGGUGGUGUCACAGGGGAAGCCGAAGGCAUCCCAAGUGUUACUUCUAGUCAAGCUAGUGAAAACUCAAGUGAAUUGGUACGCAGGCUGGCAACGGUCGCGAUGUUGCUGGGAACCCAGCAGAACCCAUCGGCGAUGGCGGCCGCGGCUGCUGCGCUGGCAGCUUCGAAAGCAGCCGGUGCCAGCUCGGGUCCCGGCGGUGCCACAGAUUUUUCGAUAGCCGCCAUUAUGGCGCGGGGAGCUGCCGCUGCGGCAGCAUCCGCCAGUGGUAGGCUGAACGGAAGUUCCGGCGGCGGAAGCUCCAGCCGGGAGCCUUCGGAGCGGAGCAUAAGUCCAAUCUCGGUCGAUCGUUUUCCCGUGGGCGACGAUGAGGUAGACGUCGACGUGGAGCAGUGCAGUGACUCGGAAGGGCCCUCGCGUACCUCCAACAGGGCGUCCCACUCGCGAGCCACCGCAACACCUACUAGCCCCUCGGACGAGGAACGACUAACGCCGGAACCUGCCACGACUAAACACAAAAUCGUUGGCAGCUGCAAUUCGGAUGAUCUGCUGCCCGUGCAGUGUCAUCUGGAAACCAAGGAGCUGUGGGACAAAUUCCACGAGUUGGGGACGGAGAUGAUCAUCACUAAAACAGGACGGCGGAUGUUUCCGACGGUGCGGGUAUCGUUCUCCGGCCCACUGCGACAGAUCAGUCCUGCCGACCGGUACGUGGUCCUGCUGGAUGUCGUUCCCACCGAUAAUCGGCGCUAUCGGUACGCGUACCACCGAUCGUCGUGGCUGGUUGCGGGAAAGGCCGAUCCACCGCCUCCGCCGAGGCUUUACGCGCAUCCGGACACGCCGCUGGGGGCAGAAGCUUUGCGCAAGCAGGUCAUAUCGUUCGAGAAGGUUAAGCUCACGAACAACGAGAUGGACAAGAGUGGACAGAUUGUCCUCAACUCGAUGCACCGGUACCAGCCGCGCAUUCACCUAGUGCGUCUCACCCCGGGCCAGCAGAUUCCCACCACUCCGAAGGAGUUGCACGAGGUCGAUCACAAGACGUACGUCUACAAGGAGACCGUCUUCACGGCCGUCACUGCCUAUCAGAAUCAGCUCAUCACCAAGCUGAAGAUCGACUCCAACCCGUUUGCCAAAGGAUUUCGGGACUCGUCCCGCUUAUCGGACUUUGAUAGAGAUCCAAUGGAUGCUCUCCUGUUCGAGCAGCACAUGCGGGCUCCGAUGCGGCUUUUCCCGGAUCCUUUAUUCGCCCAAUUCGUCGGCGGACAGGACAUGGACGGUGCGCAGGCAGCCUUCCUCGAAAAAGCCCGUCAAAAUCUGCAGAUGUGGGGUCGAUCACCGUACGGUGAUCUGCUGCUGUCCCAAAUCUAUCAGAGACCUCCCCAAAUGAAUCCCGCCAUGAAUCUCGGAGGUCUCUGGCAAAGCCAGUGGCCACAGCAGAUUCCAUCGGCAUUUCUGCAGAACGCGGCUGCCGCUGCUGCUGCCGCCGCGGUAUCAUCUGCCUCGACUCCACCGCCUCCCCCGGUGUCGACCCCAUCGAGUUCCGGAUCGCCCUCGCCAUCGGAGAUGCGGCCGAAGCAUUUCACUCGCUACAGUCCUUACCAGCUUCCACCGCAGUAUGUGGGACCAUCGCAGCAUCAGACGCAGCCGUCGCUGUCGCCGAGGAGUCCUUCCAACUAAGCCGAACGUAACCGGUUGGGGUAUCAGAAUCAAAAUUUGCAUCCAAGACAUCUCAUCUGUAAAUAGUUUCACAACUCGCUGUUAUUUAUUAAUCUAGGUUAUUUCGUUGAGUCAUUCAAGCUUCAGUAUGGUUCAGUGGUUGUUAAUCGGUUUCUACACGUAUGUAUCCAAAUAGACAAAUAAUGUAAAUAUAUCGGAAUAUUUCGGAAUAUCAU